Coffea arabica (coffee) is the source of this 1647-nucleotide messenger RNA. The record is from RefSeq and is a predicted model, not a curated record. NCBI's taxonomy places the organism in Eukaryota, Viridiplantae, Streptophyta, Magnoliopsida, Gentianales, Rubiaceae.
AUAGACGUCUUCUACAUAUGGUUUCUUACAGGAGAUAUGGGAGAUGAUCUGCGAGUUCCUAUUGCACCCACAUUUGUGGUUGCGAAACAUAUCAAGUCGUUUAGUGACAUUGUACUUUACACACGUAACUGAAUCUUGCAGAGAAGCAUGCUUUCUCAUGAGACCAACUAGACUUUUCCACAUAGCAGCCUCACUUUGCUACCAACUGAAAACACAGCCACCAGAUGAUGCUGCCAGCACCUUGAUUACGCAUAACCUUGUCUUUACAAUUUGUCAUUUGCAUUCGCUCCUACGACAGAUUGAAUAUGUUGAUUUUCCAAAGUUCUGGUCUCAGCUUGAAGAUAAAGAGCAAGGUUGUUUUCUUAAAGCUUUCCAUAUGCUGGAUUCAAGGAAGGGAAGGGGCACAUUAGCAUAUCUUACCUCUGACCUUGGUGUGCCACACAGUGAACAGAAAAAUAAGCCCCAACAAUACUUUAUUGUUUCUUAUCUGCUCAAAAGAAUGGGAAGGAUAUCUCUGGCAAUGGAGACUAUACAGAUGAAAGUUGUAUUCAUUGUUUCAAGUUGAUCUCACCAACACUUCUUGGAGAAUACAAGAAUACAACACUGGUCCUGGAGGAUAGUGGGCAAAAUUAUUCUUACCAGAUGCUGGUACCUCUAUACAAAGUCUGUGAAGGAUAUGCCGGUAGAGUUGUUUCAGAUGAUAUGAAGCAGUUAGCACAAGAGGUUUGUGAAAGCAUUCGAGAUAACAUGGGAAUGCAGAACUUUGUUCAAGUUUACAGUCAAAUACAGAAAGAUCUCAAAGCAAAGAGGGAUAGGAGGAAACACGAAGAAAAGCUCAUGGCUGUGGUUAAUCCUGUUCGAAAUGCUAAGAGAAAGCUGAGGAUUGCAGCUAAGCAUCGUGCCAACAAGAAAAGAAAAAUAAUGACUUUGAAGAUGGGAAGAUGGAUGCGUUGAAAACUGUAAAGACUGGUAUACAUGCGACUGGUUUUUCACUUUUUUACUAAACCCUAGAUGCAUUUACCACAAUUUACGCUACCAAAACUUUUUCUGUAAACUCAACAUGGUCGUAUAACACUUGAAACCAGACGCCUGCAUGAUGCAGAAAAUGUCUUCCCAGCUCAUUUUUACGUCUGAUUACAGGACUGGUGCCAUCACUUAUGGGAUAGAUGCUUUUGUAAAAUCCCUGACUCAAAGGCAUGUAUCGAGCAACUGGCUUGGAUGGGCGUGAGGAGUGUUGCCUGGUGUUUAUUGCCCUGCAGGGGCGGAACAUUUCCAAUUUCAGGUAAAAUGAGCUGGGAAGACAUUUUCUGCAUCAUGCAGGCGUCUGGUUUCAAGUGUUAUACGACCAUGUUGAGUUUACAGAAAAAGUUUUGGUAGUGUAAAUUGUGGUAAAUGCAUCUAGGGUUUAGUAAAAAAGUGAAAUAUCUUUUAGAAUUUAGCAUACUUGGGCAAAUGUAUCUUUGGAUAUCAUACAUUUGUUAACCUCAAUACUUUCAUAGUAGUAAUGAUAUUUAGCAACAUCCUUCACUAAAUAGUUACUGCAGUGAGAUCAAAGGCACGAGCAAUUGCACUACAACAGUUGAUUGGAGGGUCAUAUGAUUUGUCUGAUUCGUCUGUGUUAGAUAUUAAAACAUCUCUUCUACCUUA